Misgurnus anguillicaudatus (oriental weatherfish) is the source of this 826-nucleotide messenger RNA. Lineage: Eukaryota; Metazoa; Chordata; Actinopteri; Cypriniformes; Cobitidae. The record is from RefSeq and is a predicted model, not a curated record.
UUAGAGUCUGAUAAAAAUGCUCAUUUAUAAGAAAACGCGUCGAAGCAGUUAAGAUGUGCUCAUGUUCAAAUUCCAUGUGGUCCGCACACUCGCACCUGGUUACCAUGGCUACUGGAAAACAACACCAAAAAGCUAUGGCGACACAGAGCUCGGCUCCGAGAGUCGCGUUUGGCAGCUGCCAGAAACGUCUCAUGUUUCCAACGCACUUUGCGCGUGAUCGGAUGGGCAAUGAACUGCUCGCGCUGCGUGGCUCUACAGAGCUAGGACCCGGAUGUUACGACAACCACAAUGUGGGUACUCUUGUGUAUGAUCUCCAACACAAACCUGAGAGUAAAAGGGGUUAUGCCUUAGCAGCUCGCACCGCCCCACGAUUUUUGACUUCUGUUAAGAUGGGCACCCCUUCACCACAGAAAUACCAGGAGGAUUGGGCUCAGCCUACAGUUUGCUCUCCUGGUAAAGCAUCCUUCAACAGUUCAACACAAAGGUUCGGGGUCAAACCCUUAGUAAUGGACAACACCAGUCCUGGUCCAGGGGCAUAUGCACAUGACACCAUCCAAAGCAGGAAGGUGUGUUGGCCUAUGAAAUUUGGCAGUCCAGAUUGGUCAAGAGUGCCUCUUUUGGAGAGAAAGGCACUGCGAACGGAGUUUCUUUUCAUGUGUUCUGUAUGAACGCAGCUUCUUUGUGACAGAGACUUUCGGACACAGAGGAACAGGAUUGCGUAUCUGCGCUUGUACUACUGAUGAAGAAAACUAAAUAAAAAAAUGCAGUAACUACCAAACAAUGCAAGAAUCUUUAUGUAUUUGGUCAUUAAAGCCUCACUAAUAAG